Messenger RNA from Periconia digitata, 1116 nucleotides. Lineage: Eukaryota; Fungi; Ascomycota; Dothideomycetes; Pleosporales; Periconiaceae. The record is from the annotation of a GenBank genome assembly.
UUCACCCUCCCCUUUCGCCCAUGCCAGCAGCCUCCUGCGCAAGAUGAAGCCGAAGCUGAUUCUCUCCCCCACACCCCCACAAGCCCGAUAUCGACAACUUCGACGUCAGCGACACUUAUCUCGAACACUGACUUCCCCGCAACCACCGUUUCUUCUGUGAAUGACCUCCAAUAUUCCACGUCCUCGCCGCUUAACGCGAUCGGGGGAAAGAAUAUUUACGGCUCACAAGAGCAUUUGGAGGUGCAGGCAAUUUCUAAUGAUACUGACCCAAUGACACUCUUGAAUGAACUGCAGUCCGAGCAAGAUUCGAUCCACCGGACCGUAUCCGAACUUCUCACCAUGAAGCAGUUGUCGGCAAAAGCCAAGGCUCUGCUGGAAGGAUUACGCAAAUCUUCAUCAAAGGUGGGUAUUUCGAUCGCUAGCAUGCGACAGAAUGCUGUCGAGUGGUCCAAAUUGGAGAAAGGGCAUGCUUCGAAAGCAACAAAGCGGGACUCAGACACCGACAAGGGUGCUGAGAAAGGAUUCGCGAAGCAGUCUAAGCAGCGCGAGGCCAAGUCGAAUCGUAAGCGUACUGCGGUGGAUUCGAAUAUGGAAGAGACAGUGAAUCUUAGCACCUCUUCCCUUCCCGCUGCAUAUUCUCAUGCCGCAUCCCAGCGGACUAAACGACCAUUCGUCUACACCGAUGAGGAAGAUUCCGCCGAUGUUAAUCUCGCCAAAAAGCCUAAGGUUCUCAAGGAAGAGGCGAGCAUGCCAAAGGCGGAACAACAAUCCCUUUCUAGCCACCACAAGGCCACCUCCAAGCAGUUUCCCAAGCCUUUCCACGCUGGAAACAACCACAAGAAAGAUCCCGAGCCGACUACCAAGAAGCGAUGGGCAGGCGCGCCUCAGGAGUCCACUUCCACGGCCAACAUACAGUACAACAAGCAAGAAAGCCGAGUUCGGAAGCGUCGAGCAGAUGUUCCCGUCUUCAAAAAGCGCAAGGUCACCGCCAAUGAAGCCGAUAUCGAUGCUGAGAGUGGAAGUGGGGUUGGAAUUGGGAAGCGAAAAGGUCCAACCACCGUGAACGACUCCUGGGCAUCCGUGGUGAGGACUGAGAAGAAACGUCGCUUGAAGUGA